This is a messenger RNA of Akanthomyces muscarius, 1200 nucleotides long. RefSeq lists its product as uncharacterized. Lineage: Eukaryota; Fungi; Ascomycota; Sordariomycetes; Hypocreales; Cordycipitaceae. Gene Ontology annotation, molecular function: flavin adenine dinucleotide binding; 3-methylbutanoyl-CoA dehydrogenase activity. The record is from RefSeq and is a predicted model, not a curated record. Gene Ontology annotation, biological process: L-leucine catabolic process. The transcript is spliced from 2 exons. The coding region runs from base 1 to 1200 and encodes 399 amino acids.
AUGCAGUCCCGUCUGCACUCGUCUAAGCACCCCAAAGGGUUCGAGGCGCCUACCACGGAAGAUCUGGAGGAGCUCCGUGAACGUGUCCAAGAAUUUACCCGACGCGAGAUCUCGGAGGAGGUUGCUGCGCACACGGACAAGUCUAACGCCUUCCCUAAUGAGAUGUGGCAGAAACUGGGUGAGGCGGGCUUCCUGGGCAUCACAGCUGACGAGGAAGUCGGUGGACUGGGACUGGGCUACCAGGCGCACUGCAUCGUCAUGGAGGAGCUCUCGCGCGCAUCCGGAUCGAUUGCGCUGAGCUACGCUGCGCACUCCCAGCUCUGCGUCAACCAGCUGCAACUCAACGGCUCGCCGGAACAAAAAGAAAAGUACCUGCCCGGUCUGAUUGCCGGCACCAGCAUCGGUGGCCUGGCUAUGUCCGAGUCGGGCUCCGGCAGCGACGUGGUCAGCAUGCGAACGACUGCCAAGGAGGCUGAUGGCGGCUACGUCCUGAACGGCUCCAAGAUGUGGAUUACCAACGGCCCCGACGCCAAUGUCAUUGUCGUUUAUGCCAAGACGGAGCCUGAGAAGGCCUCCAAGGGCAUCACCGCCUUCAUUGUCGAUACUACCGCCAAGGGCUUCAGCUGCGCGCGCAAGCUCGACAAGAUGGGUAUGCGCGGAAGCAACACUGGCGAGCUCAUGUUUGACAACGUGUUCGUGCCCAAGGAGAAUGUUCUCGGUAACAUUAACGGUGGUGUGCGCGUACUGAUGGAGGGUCUCGACCUGGAGCGCCUGGUGCUCAGCGCCGGCCCCUUGGGCCUUAUGCAAGCCUCCCUCGACGUCGCUCUACCUUUCAGCCACCAGCGCAAGCAGUUUGGCCAGCCGAUUGCCCACAAUCAGCUUGUUCAGGGCAAACUGGCCGAUAUGCACACCAAGCUCCAGGCUUCGAGGGCAUACACGUACGCGACGGCUCGCGCUGUCGAUGAGCAGGGCAAGAUCCGCACCGAGGACUGCGCUGGUGCUAUUCUCUACGCCGCCGAGCGUGCUACGGAGUGCUCUCUGGACUGUAUCCAGCUUCUUGGUGGUAUGGGAUAUGUGGAGGAAAUGCCGGCGUCGCGCCUGCUGCGAGAUGCCAAGCUGUACGAGAUUGGCGCGGGUACGUCGGAGAUUCGACGCAUGGUCAUUGGUCGCGCUUUCAAUAAGCAGUACGCCAAUGUUUAA